This is a messenger RNA of Ilex paraguariensis (yerba mate), 192 nucleotides long. NCBI's taxonomy places the organism in Eukaryota, Viridiplantae, Streptophyta, Magnoliopsida, Aquifoliales, Aquifoliaceae. The record is from the annotation of a GenBank genome assembly.
AUGAAACAGAAGCUUGAGUGCAUCAUCAAGAAUGAUACAGCAGCAUAUCGAAAAAUUUCAGUUAUGUUGGUGAAUAUUUAUGCAUCACAGUCGAUGAAUUUCAAAGAUUCUGUAAAGCUUGAAUGCGAAAACUCGAACUACAAGCUGUAUGUUGAUGUUGUUGUGAAUUUACUGGAGAUGUGCCUAAGCUAG